CGGAUAAAGUGACGUAACGCCCAGUGACGUAAAAUUAAAUGAAAAAACAGACGUUGUAAACAGACGCUCUCCACGUUCUUCCUAGCACCAGCAAUUAAAGCACUUUACUUUUCCCGCUGGAUUAACAUUUAUAUUUCACUAAAAAUAAUCCUUCUCACAUGGAAAAGCGUUCGAUUUCGUCUGAUAGAGCAGGUGCUCGUCGGACAACAGCAGACGAUAAGACAACAUCAUGGAUUUUAGUUCAAGAUAGUAGUGGUGAAACAAGAUUAAUGACACAGGAUGAACUUGAAAGAUGUCACAAUGUUCCCAGUUUUAUAGGUUCUGGCUUACCAGUGAAUAUAAGUUUACCAAUACAAGAACAAAAUAAUAGCAGUGAUUGUAACAUUGAGGAACCAUCAGAAAAUGCACCAGAUAUCAACAAUAACCACAUCCAUCAAAUGGUCAGUACAACUUACACAGAUGACAGCAUUGAAACAUUACGAUCACAACAACACACCAUGGAAAGACCAUGCGAGACUGGGCUAAGUUACAAAAAUGCACCCAUAGAGCUUGUAAUGGAUGAGGAUUUAGAUUCCUCUUUAACACAUGAUGGAAGUUUGUUAGAGCACAUAUCUCGACAGAUAGCUAUCCAACAGCCCUAUUUAAACCCAGACAACAAUGGCCAGCCUCUGACCUACCAUAUUGAAGAAAUACCAAUGGAAAAUGUAGAAGCUUUAGGAGACAGUUUUACCAUUGUUCCAAACAUGAUGAAUCAACACCAGCACACAUGGUUCCAGACACCACAUCAGCAAGUUGAACUCCGAGGAUCAUCACAGAAUAAGAUUUAUGAACAAGCCACAAUGUACAACCCAACAAAUCAUCAUAAACAGGCUGCAAUGUACACUCCAACUAGUCAUCAUAAACAGGUUAAUAAAACAAUGUACACUCCAACUAGUCAUCAUAAACAGGCUGAUAAUACAAUGUAUACUCCAACUAGUCAUCAUAAACAGCAACUUCAAUAUAUUCCAUCAGGAAAUAGCAGUACUCCUAUAAGAAUGCACAGUAUAUUGCAGCCAUCUGGAACAAAUGAUUCAGGUCGACAUGUCUACACACCACAUCCAAAUACUGGUCAAGUAAUAUAUGUGUCUGAGCCACAAAUACAGUACAUGUCACAGCCCCUCAAUGCAUCAACAGCAACAAUAAAAACAAAGACUACCAACACCAGUACACCAAAGAAUAAACACAAAACUAAGACAGAAGUACCUAAUUGGUCGAAGAAAUCUGAGUCAAACUUUGCCUUACAGCCAAUACAGCCAGAGAUAGCCAAUUGGUCGAAGAAAUCUGAGCCAAACUUCACCAUACAGAAAUCAGAUGCAAGUUCCAGUCAGUCACCCAAACCUGUGACAGACAAAACAGAAGAAAAGGAGAAUAUGUCACCUGACAGUUCUAAGUCUCCAGGAGAACUAGAUUUGGAUUUUCCACCAAUGUUUAUCAACAGUGGUAAUGGGGAGGAGAGCAGAGAACAACACAAUCUAAAAGAAAGAAAGCGAAGGGCCAGAAUUAAAGAUGCCUGUGAAGUGAUGAGAAAACUGGUUCCUGGUAUGUCCGAUAAAACUGAUAAAGCAACAGUAUUUGAGUUUGCUGCAAGAUAUAUUCAUUUCCUGAAAGGCUUUACAGGAAACAAACAUGACAAGGAUUUCUUACUGAAGUAUAGUCCAUACUGAGAGGAUGCACAUUUUUGUGAUGGUCACACUGGAGACAUCAAUGGAUUGCAGGACAAGUUUACAAGAGUUGUAUGUCACUACAGUUUGAUCUACUGAUAAAACUUGUUAAUAUAUCUGUGAUUGAUUCGUCAACAGAAUUUGUUAAAAGAUAAUGUAGUUUUUUAAUGAUAUUUGUUUUGACUAAAUCAUUUUGAAGAAUAUUGUUACACACUUAAUGUGAUAGCUGUUUGCAGUAAUAUAGAAAGAAGGUAAUAAAUACAUUUUUGACCGUUAUCUUUUAUAUAUUUCAACCUUUUUAUAUAUAAUAAUGAUCUAAUAAAAUAAUAUAAACUUCUA
This is a messenger RNA of Mytilus trossulus (common blue mussel), 2039 nucleotides long. RefSeq lists its product as uncharacterized. The record is from RefSeq and is a predicted model, not a curated record. Gene Ontology annotation, biological process: regulation of DNA-templated transcription; spermatogenesis. Gene Ontology annotation, molecular function: protein dimerization activity; DNA-binding transcription factor activity, RNA polymerase II-specific; RNA polymerase II cis-regulatory region sequence-specific DNA binding. The transcript has 11 exons. Bases 159 to 1703 code for a protein of 514 amino acids. Gene Ontology annotation, cellular component: nucleus. Lineage: Eukaryota; Metazoa; Mollusca; Bivalvia; Mytilida; Mytilidae.